Molecule: messenger RNA, 1865 nt
Organism: Jatropha curcas
Lineage: Eukaryota; Viridiplantae; Streptophyta; Magnoliopsida; Malpighiales; Euphorbiaceae
Source: RefSeq, a predicted model, not a curated record
AGAAUAAAUAAAAAGAAAAAAAAGAAUCAAAUCAAUCGAAAAGCACUUUCUCAGAUAUUUUUCACUCUUCUCUGCUUCUUCUUCUUCAUCAGAUGAAUUGCCUUCAUUAUUUCCCAAGAUCCUCUGCUUUGCCUCUGCAAGGCUUCAAAGGGCACCAAACAAAGCUUUCUUCUCCUCCUCCUUUUUCUGUUCCUGUUAAUAUGGUGGCAAUGAAGAAUUUUAAUGAUCUGUAUCGAAGCUUGGCUGUAAAGGCAAUUUCUGGUUCUUCAGCUAGUGCAGACACAAGUGGUGCUGAUCUGAAGGAGGACACGGAAAAAUCUGAGACAUAUAGCCAUAACAUGACAGAAGCUAUGGGUGCUGUUUUGACCUAUGGGCAUGAACUAGGAAUGAACUGCAACUUCAUUUCUCCAGAUUUAAUUGUAGGAUCAUGCCUGCAGACUCCUGAAGAUGUUGACAAGCUUCGAGAAGUAGGAGUGAAAACCAUAUAUUGCUUGCAGCAGGACCCAAACUUGGAAUAUUUUGGGGUAGAUAUCAAUGCCAUUCGAGAAUAUGCCAAGAAAUGCAAUGACAGUCAACACUUGCGUGCAGAGAUAAGGGACUUUGAUGCAUUUGAUUUACGGAUACGGCUUCCAGUGGUUAGUAAAUUGUACAAAGCAAUAAACCGAAAUGGAAGUGUGACAUAUAUACAUUGCACAGCUGGACUAGGAAGAGCUCCGGCUGUUGCAGUGGCAUACGUGUUCUGGGUUCAGGGCUACAAACUUGGUGAUGCUCAUGAUUUGCUUCUGAACAAGCGCCCAUGCUUCCCUAAGAUAGAUGCUAUAAAAAGUGCGACUGCUGACAUACUGACAGGUCACAGAAAGAAGCUUGUUACUCUGACAUGGAAAGAUGACAACUGCUCUACAGUGGAAGUUUCUGGGCUUGAUAUUGGAUGGGGCCAGAAAGAAAUUGGACGAGGAACACCUUUAAAAUUGGACGAGGAACACGGUUUGUGGAAUCUCAAAAGAGAAUUGCUGGCUUAUGUCCGUUUUAACAGUUUACAGAUACGAUUAUUCUCCACUUGCUCUCGUAGACAAAGGGGUUGGUCCAGGGGAGGUUGCAUUGCGAAAGAUCGAAUCCAUGAUCUAAGUCAUGGUGAUCAAUCUCGCAAGGGUUCUUUGCCACUGAACUACCCCAUUCAGAUUGGUUCCAAUAUCCAUGAACAUUUGAUGACAGAGGCCAAAAUUGAAGUAAGGGAAGCAUAUCCAUGUCAUACAACCUUUGUCUUGAAACAUUUUCAUUUUCAACAAUCCUUACUAAAUUACAUACCAUUCAGCUCUACAAAAAGGCAGAAAGCAAAAACAAAAACAAAAUUUUGAUUCACCGUUUCUUCUCGAAAAAUAAAAUACUUUUUUUUUUCUUGAAAAAUAUUUGGAAAGAAGUAUUUGAGAAUGUAAGAAGUAUCUCAAUUCAAACUUUAUAUUGAUUGAUUUUUUAUCUAAGUUGCAAGAAGUGGUAGGGAAAUAAAUGAAAAAUGCGAAAAAUCAAUUUUUCAAAAUUUGUUUUAUGAUGUAUUAAAUACAUACUGUUAAACUCAAAUUGUAAAGUAUAUGAACAGAACACUUUAAGAAAAUUUUUCUACAUCAACUGAAAGGAAAAUUAUUGCCUAGAACAUCGUCAUAAUACCAAUAAUAACUAAGUGAUAAAUAUUACAAGCAAAAUGCGAAAAACCAAUUUUUCAAAAUUUGUUUUAUGAUGUAUUAAAUACAUACCGUUAACCUCAAACUGUAAAGUGUAUGAACAGAACACCGUAAGAAAAUUUUACUCCCUCAACUGAAAGGAAAAUUAUUGCCUGUAACAUUGUCAUAAUACCAAUAAUAACAAAGUGA